AAGCAAGUGUGCGAGUCGCACAUGUGAUUGGUCAGAAAUUGACGUGUUUGUCAUUGAUCACGUGACUGUGAACCCAAUAUAGGACGGAGAUGACGUCGCGUCGCGCGUCCUCUCCGUACAGCAACGCGUUGGUGAUUUACGCAGCUUCACUAGAUAGCGGUUUUGAGUUAGAUAUUUGAACAGGAAUAAUAUUAUUAAUAAUAAUAAUUAGGCGGUUUGAUAUAUAUAUUGUGACGUAACGGUUUACCGACUGGUUAACUCACUGGAUUAUUAUCUGUUACACGGCUACCAUAGCAACUCCUACUGGAUCCAGGUGAACUCUGCUUCUCUACGUGAAGCUCUUUAAUAGUACACUUGGGUGACCCUGAGCGACAUUUUGCUCACUUUAGCGGUAUUUAUUAGCGCAGUUGAGGCUUUUCACGCUUGCUCGGGUUCCACCGGAUAUCAUGCAGGCCGGACAAAGAGUUACCCCACGCGGUGCGGGAUCCGCUGUGAACGGUGCGGUGGAAAACCCUGUCAUUAGAGAGCUGGUGGACGCGAACGGGGACGAGGACUCCGAGGCGGAAUCGUACCAGGACGGGAGGACCGAGGACGUAGACCGGGAAACCCGGAGCCGAGCUUUCACGUGGUGUCAGAACUUUCUGUCCGGUGCGUGGAAGACCAUCAUUCUGGAGGACUUUGAUAUCAGCAUCGUAAGUGGUGGUCUCAGCAACCUCCUCUACAAAUGCAGCUUACCCGAUAAUGUGAAUCCCAUAGGGGCUGAACCUGCAUGUGUGCUGCUGCGCAUCUAUGGGGUCAUUUUACAGGGAGUGGACUCCUUGGUGACCGAGAGUGUGAUGUUUGCCAUUCUAGCAGAGCGAGAGUUGGGUCCUCGUCUCUACGGCAUCUUCCCGGAGGGACGUUUAGAAGAGUAUCUUCCUAGUAAUCGCCUGUGCACCGAGCACCUGCAACAACCAGACAUCUCAGCUGAAAUAGCCAGUAAGAUGGCCCGUUUCCACCGUAUGGUUAUGCCAUUCGAUAAGGAGCCCAAAUGGCUUUUUGUGACCAUGGAGAGGUAUAUGGAGCAAAUCCUCCAUAUUAGAUUUGUGCGCAAAGCUCAUAUCAAGAAGUUCAACAAGCUGAUGAAGUACGAUCUUUCUGCCGAGCUGGCAAAUCUGAGAGCACUACUGGAAAAGACUCCUUCACCUGUGGUCUUCUGUCACAAUGAUGUACAAGAAGGAAACGUUCUGCGGUUGGACGGCCUAGAUCAGGGUUCCUCUGAUAAACUGAUGCUUAUCGACUUUGAGUACAGCAGCUAUAAUUACAGGGGUUUUGACUUCGGGAAUCAUUUCUGUGAGUGGAUGUAUGACUACACAUACGACAAGUGGCCUUUUUAUAAGGCAAACCUGGACAACUACCCAACCAGAGAACAGCAGCUGCACUUCUUCAGAAACUACUUGUCUGAGAGUGAAGGUGCUGUACGUGAAGACCAAUCCAAGAUGGAGGAGAUGAUCAUCGAGGCAAACAGGUUUGCCCUUGCCUCUCAUUUCUUCUGGGGUCUGUGGUCCAUUAUUCAAGCCAGAAUUUCCACGAUUGAAUUCGGAUACAUGGAUUAUGCCCAGCACCGGUUAGAUACAUACUUCAAGAUGAAAAAGCUCUUUGACUAAUCAACUGUUGGAGAAUGUUUCUGGAUGGAUCAGAAUUCAGAUGAGCACAUCCUUCUUUCAUUCAUUCCCCCCCUCCAUUUGACUAUUUUACUUUUGAAAUGGUGUAAAGACCGUGAGCAGAUCCAGCGACUAACAAGUGGUCAGUAAUUUCCUACUACAUAAUUUGCUUAACAUUCAUCUACUGUAAUUUUUCUCAAACUGUCUUGCUUGGUGCACAAAUGUCCAGUAAUACAGCAACAACCGCAGAUAUGGUGCAUCCUUUUAUCUAAUCUAAUCCAAGCACUUAUGUAUACGGUACAUAUUGUUAUUUAUUUUAAUUUACUGUAUUUUUUGUUGACUUUUGACAAUGAGGAACUUCCUGAAUCAUGACUGUGAACUGUGUGUGUACGUACAGUUAAGUGUACAUUACAUUUAUUUAUAUAUUUCACACAAUACUGCAAGCUUUGCCCAUCAUUUCUCGAUAUUCUCUUUGUGAACAAGAAUUAAGAAGCAUGAAGUUGUGCUUGUGCAUUAAUGUGUAUUCUGAGAUAAUAUAAGGACCAUACACACAUUUCAGAUAGCAUGAACAUGCAUUAAAAUGGAUACAUACAUUAAGUGGUACAUUUUGUUUUAUCUUGUAGAUAAAACAAAAAAGAAAUCAUUUGAAUUAAAGAAAUUCUUGGCUUUUUGCCUUAAGUGACUGAGACUGUUAAAGCUUUAAUCAUAAAUGUGCAGGAAGUCUGGGGUGCAGGAAGUCUGGGGAGCAGGUUGGUGAAUUUUACUCUCAUACAGGUGUUAGUGGGCUGUUGGAUAUGAAACUCCGAGGACAAAGAUAAGCAAAGUUCAGGAGCGGUUACAGACCCGAGUUUAACCUACACAAAUAACAUUUCUGUUUAUAGCCCAGUAUGCUCACACGCACAUAAAAUAAGAUGCAGUAUUCAAAUAAAUGGUUGGGUUUUUUUUUUUUUUUUUUAUAGAUAUACAACCCUUUUUUUGAGGGGACAGAGUUAGAGCCAGGUAAGAAAUGAUCAAGAAUAGCGUGAAUAUAUUCUGAUGUUCUCACAACUAAGAGCACUUUUAUUGCUCAUGCCCACAAUUCAGUAGUAGUAUUCCAGAAAAUAUUUUUGUGCCUUCUGUUUCCCUAAACUAUUUGAUGUUCAAAUAUGGCAUUUUUAGUCAUGGUGAUCCUUUAACAGGAUAAUUAACCCUAAAAUGAAAGUCCUGAUGUUAUUUAGUCACCUUUACAUCAUUCCAAAACAUCAUAACUUUUUUUUUUUCUUCCAUUUUAAGAACAAUAAUUAAAGGGGUCAUGAUUGAUUGAUUUGUCAGUAUGGUUGGAGACCCAACACAGGCUGAUGUUAGUUUUUGAAUUGGACUGUGCAUGGUAUGUUUAGAUUUAUAUAGAUAAAUAACUUUAAAUUAGUCUUGUUUUUCGUCCAAAUUGUUAGUAUUUAUUCCUACAGGAAACUUGUAAUCUACAACUCACUCUUAUACCUUUGUCCUUUUUUGAAGUUUGAAAGUUUUGGUCACGGUUGCCUUUCAUUAUACAGACAAAAACCAUAGAGAACAUUUCUUCAAUUAUUUUAUUUUUGUUAAGGUUUGGAGAACUACAUUUGGGUGAGUAAAUAAUGACCCAAUUUUCAUUUUUGUGGUUGAGCUAUCCCUUUAACGCGUUAAAAUGAAUAAAAGGUAGGUAUUGCGGCGCCAAAACUUUUUUCCCAUUUCCUCUUCAUUAGAACUACCUCAGUUUGAGUGAAUGUGUGCGUCGUCUCCCCUUCCCUCUACUUUUUUGAAGCAUAUCCAAUAGCCUAAGCUAAUGAGGAAGAAGAAUGUGGAGAGAGAAGUUGGGAGUAGUUUUUAAUUUAUGUUGGUCAUGAAUUUAUAAAGAAUUUAUAAAGAACCAAAAUUACUGUGGUUUGUUUUACUUAAAUAUAUUUAUAUUCUUAUAAAAUAUAAAUAUAUUUAAUAUAUUCUAAUAUAAUAUAAUAUUCGUUAUUCUGUACAUUGACAUGACAUUACUAUAGCAGUUUUGUUUCAUUUUACAGUAGAGGGAGAGAGGCAGAGAAGUCUGAAGGAAGGAACAGAGAGACUGCCUAUGAAGCCUUAGGGAGACAAUGUAGAGACAACACAAAUGCAGACAGAGAAGGAAAGAGAGGCAAUGUGAAGAAAGAGGAGAACGAGGCUGUAUGUGAAAUGCAGACAGCAGCCUCUCUUGAUUUGAGGGAUAAGGUCCCAAACAAUCUAAACUUUUAGUCAUAUUACCCACAUGCCCUGCCGAUACUUGUCGUGUGCUGUGGUUUGCUUACACAGCAUGUUUAUCAUUUCUGUUUAUUCAGCUUCAGUUCACCUCAAUUCUUAACAUUUGGGGAACCAAUUAAGUUUGUUAUACCAUGAGUGAGUAUUUAGUGAAGGUUUAGGAUAAUAAAAAAAAAAAAAAAGUCCCACAGUUCUAUAGCAAACCCCUGAAAGCUAAAGCAUUUGUAGGGGGUUUUGAGCAUUUUUGAUGCUUCAGUUGUAAUGAAAACUGUUCUGUUAUUACAACGGUUUUUUUAACUGCUCUUAAUUGUGGUACUGAGUGGGCUGGUAAGGGGCCUGCACUCAGAUUAACACCUGCAGGUUGGUACAUCACAUCUGGCAGUUUGUGUUUGUGUACCACAAUUGUCUGAACACUAACCUGAAAGACUGGAAGUAAAAUAUUGAAGUCAAGUAUUAUAAACAUUUCUGGAACUUAGUGGAUGAAUGGUGAAUACCUUUUCAUACAUCUUUUUAUGUCUUUUUUUCUUUAAUUUGGCUAAAUGGCCACUCUGCUUGCACUAUAUUUAUGAUUGAACAACAUGCUUUAUUGUAACUUACCAAGCUUGUGAUCAGACCUUAUCCAGUAUCUUAUUUAUAGUGUCUGUAGCUAUAUGUUUAACCUUUUUUAUUUCUGUAUUUAUUUAUUUUUGCGUGGUGUGAUUUAUUUAUUGAUCUAUCAGUCAUCCAAAGCAGAUCAGUACUGAAUCUGAACCAAAUUUAAAAUAUGAAAGCACUUAAUAAUCUGGACUCAAAUACGUCCAAAAUCCAGGCCACAAGAAUUUUGAUUAUCGUUAUUUCCGUCCUUUUAGUAUACCAGGUUUAGUGAUUUCCGAUGGAAGUUAAUGCAGAGAGGCUAAUAUGUACAAGUUUUAUAAAAUGUAAAGAAUUCUCUAUACCCUGGGAGCAAUUUCAUACUGCGUGUUAGUGAGAGUUAAGCCCUACUCAUUUCAUGCAUCCCUUUUCUUACUUUCCAUCAUUACAACUACUAAUCAUUUUAAUACGUCUCAUUUAUUGCAGUCUUUAAACGACCAUAACGGUAUUGAGCUGGGUCCAGUUUUCACUUAUGUAUUAUUUGUGUCUGUGAAAAUAUUUACUUAUUUGCCUUUUAUAGGACACAGCAGCCAUUGAACCUCUUACUACAAAUAAAAAUAUUUGAAAUCUAA
This is a messenger RNA of Ictalurus furcatus (blue catfish), 5083 nucleotides long. It is a transcript of the gene chkb, whose product is annotated as choline kinase beta. Gene Ontology annotation, biological process: CDP-choline pathway; phosphatidylethanolamine biosynthetic process. Bases 447 to 1646 code for a protein of 399 amino acids. Gene Ontology annotation, cellular component: cytoplasm. Gene Ontology annotation, molecular function: ethanolamine kinase activity; choline kinase activity. The transcript has 11 exons. The record is from RefSeq and is a predicted model, not a curated record. Lineage: Eukaryota; Metazoa; Chordata; Actinopteri; Siluriformes; Ictaluridae.